AUGGAGUUCAUCCCGGCUCAAGACCUCAUUGUAGCGCGAUAUGCAACUAAAGUCACACGAAUCGAGGACUUCGCCGAUCAAGAUGUUAGAGGCUGGCUGACAAUCAACCGUUCAGCACGAGAUGGCAACAUGAAGCGAACCCCAUGGGCCCUUCGUAUUCUUCCGGACUAUGUCGAAGAGAUCAACAGCAACUUCCCACAAGCUCUGAUUGCCAUGGAUAACAGUCGAAAUGUCGGCUGCCUCAACGGUAUCGCUCUGCUCAACUCAAGGAUCAAAAUCACAACUCUUGGCGGUCUCGACCGUCCCCGCGAACUGUACCGAGCUAUCCACAGCGGCCAGCCUGGCGAUGGGAUAAAAUCGAGGCUGGGCCGUGAGAGCGACGCGGUUUUCUUCCAUCAUCAUCUUCGACGACACUUGAGGUGGCAGAGUCGCGAGGCAAGUCCCUUUCUUUCAGCGACUAAUGACCUUAGGAAGGCUGUCCGAAUUGCUGCAAUUUACGUUGCGAAGGGCUUUGACGAUGUCCGAAUCAUCAGGUUCAACACCCAAGGACCUGGUUGGGAUCACAAUUUGAAUCGAAUGUGGAACCCCCGCAAGCUGGCCAGAAUGUUGAGCCCGCGUGACGACAAGAAAUACUUGGAUAACGAGGUGCUCAUUGAGCACUCCAUCCCGAAGGAUAGCAUUCUUGAGACAUACAGAUGGCAAGAGCACAAGGCGCACCUGGACCCAAGCAGCCGGACUGAGGCACGCGCAAAAGCAGUCCAAUUGAGAAGAGACAAAAUCAAGGUGGAUCGCCAAGAAAAGGCCCAGAAGCUUGGUGAGGACAACAGCAAGAAAGCUGCGGAGGAGAAACAGACGAAGGGGAAGGCCGAAGCUCAAGACAAAAUGAAACCACAGCAUGAUGCGGAAGAAUCUGCGAAGAAGCGAAAAGCCAAGGACGAUGAGGGCGAGGAAUCUACACCCGUUGCGACGAGACUCAAGCGGUUUAAGAUUGGUCAGAAGAUGACGGCAAACUCAAGCCGUUAA
Molecule: messenger RNA, 1023 nt
Organism: Colletotrichum siamense
Lineage: Eukaryota; Fungi; Ascomycota; Sordariomycetes; Glomerellales; Glomerellaceae
Exons: 1
Coding region: 1-1023 (340 amino acids)
Source: RefSeq, a predicted model, not a curated record